Molecule: messenger RNA, 734 nt
Organism: Arachis stenosperma
Lineage: Eukaryota; Viridiplantae; Streptophyta; Magnoliopsida; Fabales; Fabaceae
Exons: 2
Coding region: 82-522 (146 amino acids)
Biological process (GO): RNA catabolic process
Cellular component (GO): ribonuclease H2 complex
Source: RefSeq, a predicted model, not a curated record
CCGCUGACUUCAAAUUGGGAAAUUGAGGAAUUUGGGAUUAGGUUAGGGUUUGAAAGGGCAUUGGAGAAGCAACAGUAGAAAAUGGAGAAAGGAGGAAGAGGAGCCCCUGCGAACAUAGUUCUGAAGAAAGACGAAGCCGAGGACCUAAGCGGUUGCAUCCACCAGGUUCCGUGCUGUGUGAAACACGAUGGCCCCGCCUCCGUUUCCGACUAUUUUAAACCCAAGCUCACCGGCGUUGGGGUCGACGGUUUACCGUUACAGCAAGCCCAUUUUAGAGGGAGGUUGCUCCAAGGUACUACUCUCCCUCUUCCUCAUGGCUUCUCUGGUUUUGUUUUAUCAAAGAAGAGUGAUGAGUGUUGGGAAUCGAGUGCAACGUUCCGUGACGUCACGUAUUGGAACCAUGAGUUCGCUCCUUCCCACAACGAUGAUCUCUUCCGUGCUUUUCACUGCCUUACUCUUUCGCAAGCUCUGCAUAAUCCGGUGACAGCUGAGGAAUUAGCUUCAUCAUCUUUUUCACUCUAGAGCGGUGAUACAUGCUGUAGCAGUCAUAUUCAUGUUUUUUUGUGUGCUUUGAUCCCCAAUUCUCCCUAUGUACCGCCCUAUAUGGCUUAGGCUAAUAUAUUGCUUUUAAUGUAAUGUGUAAUCUAUCUUGCUGUCACUUUGUAGUCAACAAUGCAUAUUUUAGAAGACCAAAAUUCUAAAAUUGAAUCGGUUAUUUGUCCUACCCAGGAGUA